UGCCUUGAUGCCGUGUGCUCGUGUGCAACUUAACUAGUUUUUUUCAAACUACAGCAAGUUGCAUUCAGGUUUGAUCAAAUAUGCCGGCAAAAUCACACCCCCAGUAGCCUUAGGAAAUAACAAAUGUAGAAACUAGCCUACCAAGAGCUCGUUGGUUGUAUAAAAUCGCGUCUGAACGUUUGUAUUUAUAAUAUUUUGUGGAACGCACGAACACAGCGUGCAUGCAGUCAAGUAGUAAAGUGAGCCGGCGCAGGGGAAGUGCCCCCGCGGACGGCAAGAUGGCGAGCUUGAACGUGGAGAGUUUGAAACGAAAGUUCCAGGCUCUGAACAACACGCAGGACAGUAUUCAAACUUUGUCUCUGUGGAUUAUCCAUCACAAGAAUCACUACAGGAAUAUCAUCGAGAUGUGGAUGGAGCGUGUGAGAGAAGUUAAACCGCCCAUGUGUCUGACGCUGUUCUACUUAGCUAACGACAUCAUACAAAACAGUAAGAGAAAAGGGGCGACCGUAUUCUUAGACUGCUUUGCUGAGGUGUUGGAAGAAGCUGCGACAUUCUGCAGGGAGGAAGCCAUCCGGAAGAAUGUGCUGAGAAUCUUCAAGAUCUGGGGAGAAAGGAGCGUCUACUCGGAGGAGUUUUGUGACAAGUUACAGGGUGCAACAGUUGCCAAGAAGCCAACAAAGCCGCCAAAGCCACGACCCGAUCCCAAGCUUCUGGCAGAGUUCAAUCAUGAGGAAGUACCAGAAGUCAUUGAGCAACUUGCCAGAUUCGAGGGAGAGGUUGAACUGAAGUUUAGACAGCUUGGGAUGUUUAGCGUGGAUGUCGCCAGCACAGAGACCAUUAUGCAACUUAAAGAUCGUGCAGGAGGGAAGCGUUUCUCCCAGCAGUUUGAAGACUCUGCCGUCAAGCUUGAGGGUUACGUCGCCUCCCUCACCAAGGAAGUAGAGCUUCGGCGGAAACUCUUUGACCUCUUACAGAAGAGCGAGAUCUUCUACGAGGCCCAGUAUGGAGAGGCCAAGAUUGUUGCAAACGCUUACACAAACUUUGGAAUGCGAGUGGCAAGCCUUAAGAAGCGUCUCGAGGAACAUAAGCUGUUGCUGCCAGAUUCGUAUAGUCCCAUGCCAUCACCAACAAUGGACGCUCCAUCACCAGGAGCCACUCCACCGAGAGAUCCCAAUUUAGAUACCGUUGAAGUCGAAGACAUGGAGCUGUCUGAUGAAGGUGAAGACAGGCAUCGUGGCACCAUCGUAGCCGCACCAUCACUUUCCAGAAGUUCCAGAGCAUCUCGUUCAGCAGCCAUGAGAAGUAGGAAUGCUGCAUCGUCGUCUGCCUCGUCUGCACCAGUCAUCAGUCACAUCAGUACCAUUACAGGUGCGGGAUCUCGUAACACAUUCAGUCAACCUACAGCGAGUUACUCCCCCUUCUCCAAUCAAUCGCCUCCCGGCGCGAGCUACUCCCCCUCGGCAGACUACGACCCGAUACCAACUCCCCCUCAGAACUCCACCAAGAAUUCUACAACAGAUGACGGACAGGAGGAGUACGGCAGCAUCAAGGAUCGCCUGCUUCAGGUCAUGCACGACGCUCCAAAGCUUCCCGUACAACUAUUUGAUUCGCCAAAGCCCAUAUCCAAGAGCUCGUCUGAGCUACCCCCUGUGACCAUCCCAUCUUAUGCGCCAAAUUCGGACGCCUUUCAGCAACAGGUGAGCCCGAUAAUAACGGUUCCCCCCGCUGUUCCGGCGCCAAUACCUCCUCAAAAUACCGCCUCAGAAGAGUAUAACCCCUUCGAGGAUCCGUACACUUUGCAAGAUGAAAUGCUACCGCAGUCGAGUCAACCAGCGACGAUUAAUUAUUAUACCCCGACUCAAACCAAGGUAAUGGCACCGGUACCUGUGGUCCAGCAACCACCCGUACCUUUGGACGAGGAUGAUUUAUACGAUCCGGAAAUGGUAGACUACCUCCUGGAGAUGCCUCUGGAGCAGAAGAAGAAGCCGCCGCAGUCGUCGUGUAUCAUCCCCCUGGCUGGAGGCUUCCAAUCCUCGACAAUAUCCAGCGACCACUCCAGCGCCUCGGGAAACCAGAAUCAGAUUUCAAAUGCUCCUACAAGCAAGGGUAGCACAGAAGCAUCUUUGGCCAAGAGUAAAUCAAACCUCCAACCUAGCAACAGCAAUAAACCGGGGGGAACCCCUCUCCGGGAUGAGUGCAGCACGCCUCCGACCCAGGAAGACAGCCCCAUGUUAAAGGAAGCAAAAAGCAACCCGAUCGAGUUCUUAACAAAAAUCAUCACGAGCUCUAGGCAGACGACCGGCAGUAAAGCUCCUUCCUCCUCGUUCCUCAGUAGUCUGAGUAUGUUAACGCAAACUGUACAGAGCACUGCUAAGACAGAGCAAGCUCCCCAAACACAUAGCGUAAAUCAACAGCAUUCAGACAUCAAGCAGAACCACAACAACCCCAGUGUACCAUUCGCUGUCGGUUCUCUCAUCAGCAGCUUUCAAGCAGAAGGUGCACCCCCUCCUCCCAUCAGGAAAACCACACCCUCAACGGCAACAGUUUAUCAGAAAUCAAAGAAGGUACCACUGUGCCAGCUGAUAAACACCCCUUCCUCCAACUCAGCUGCUGCACCAGUCGAACCGGAUGAGAGCCCGCCUGCAAUAUCUCCGACACCUAGCGAUGAUUCAGCCAGUUCCCAUUCCCUCAUGGCACGGCUCAUGCAGCAUAAGACGUACACCAAACCAACAUUCCCUGCAGCGCCUACCCCAACAAGUAUCUACAUGAAUCAAGUGGACGCCCCGCAACCCCCAGCUACAAGUCUUGCGUCCAUUAUCUUGGAGCCACCCCCACCGCCCCCCUUGCCACCAGAGAAAGCUGAAGAUGUCGAUGGUGGCAUACCCCCUCCUCCACCGGAGGAACAAUAUCAUGACGUUCCGCCACCUCCACUAGCAGAAGAACCCCCAAGGAGGCCAUCACCUCCAGGAGGCCCUCCGCCCCCAAGUGGUCCACCCACGCCUCCAGUUGACCUGCCUCCUCCUCCAAGUGGGCCCCCUCCACUACCACCCCCACCAAGUGGUCCCCCUCCUCGUGGUCCUCCCCCUUCCCCAAGUGGUCCACACUUUCCGGAAAGUGGUCCAUCCCAGCCCUCGAGGGGCCUACCCCCCUUUCAAAGUGGCCACCCUCAACCUCUGCCUCCUCCCCAUCCCCAAAUGCCAGUUGGCCAUCCUCAUCAAUUCUCGAUCAGGCCACUUAUUUUCUCUGUCAACAACACUCCAGCAACCUCUGCUGGUCCGCCGAUUUUAAACAGCAUCCCAUCCCCUGUGCCUGCUCUGUCUCCUACCAUAAGAAACACAACGCUGAGAAUGCCUGUACGUAUUCCACCGCCUCCCCCAGGUCCACCACCCCCAAAUGCUAAGCGUGCGGGAGCUCUAGGACUGAGGAUGCCUACACCAAGUGAUUUACCUUCACCCGAGGUGGAAAACUGCCCAUCUGUGUCGCCGCUAGAACCAAUGCCAGAUAACCCUGUGUUUGCGUUAACCGCACAGCAGACCUCUAUACCAAUGUCUCCCGUGGAGACUGUUAUGCGUGAAACUGAAGACUUGACCCCUUCUAAUGAGACUGAACAACAUGAACAAUCACUCUCUUAUGAAGACGGGGACCACCAGCACGUCCCGCAACCCACUUCACCCAUAUCCGUGCUUGGGGCAAGUUCUGAGCGUAGCAUCCCCGUUCUCGGCCAAGCACCAACAGCCAAAGACAUGUGGGAAAGACCUUUCUCUCAGCGUUCGCCGCGAUCCCCAGCUGUAUCCGGCCGCUACAACGACUUUUCCUCGCCUCACGUCGAGAAAUUUGAUUAUGCUCACAACAGGCCGAUAGAAACACUGGAUCGUAAUCGUACCCCUUAUCAAGAUAGGUUUCCACCAAAUCGUAGUCCGACCGACGUACCUGCGUUUCGGAGUUCCGAGCCCCGAUACGGAGGCGGUGGUCAUGAGAGGUACCCACCUCCUCCCAGGAUGGAAUCCAACCGGCAUGAAACAUAUCAAACUGAUGGGGAUAGAGGAUUCGGGCAUCGAGGGCGUGGGUACAGUCACAGCAGCUUCGAACGGGACUAUGAGGUGAAGCCUCCUGGACGUCCUCACCUCGACCCCGACUACAGGAGCACCCAGCAGCUGAUAGAGAAGGAACUUCUUAGUGAAUUAGGAGGAACUCCACAACCAAGAGGUGCUCCUAUCUCAACGCUAGGAGGCAGGCUGGACAGAGAGAGACAUUCAGGUGCUUACAGUCCUCCGAGAAGGGAGGAGCCCCAGUUCUGGCGAGGAGGAUCUCACAAACGGCCUGGACCGCCACAGAGAGGGCGACCUCCACCUUACUACAGAUACUGAGUUACUUAUCAUGGUUUGGGGUUUGUUUUGGGAGUUUUUGUAUCACGAUUUUUACUUUGAUCAAAAGAAAACUGCUCAAAGCCACUUAUUAUAAGCUGCUCGGGUUCCUGAAUUGUAGAGGUUUAUUCUUUUGGGUUUAUGCUGUGGUAAACAUUGGGGGCCCAAGGCAGAGAGAGAAAAACUGUUACUCAUUCUCGGAGAUCUCCAAAUUAAUAACUGCCGUUUUCAAAAUGAGAAACGAGGAACCCUUUUGUUAUAACUGGAAUGACUUGUCAAACAGGCAUUAUUUUGCAGGCAACUGAAAAGCAACCAACUGGAGAUGGGGGUGUUCAAUACAAUUGCGAAUCCUAUACUGGUGUCUUUAAAAAUCGUAAAUGAAAAAAAGUAUGUAAUUAUUCCCUAUCAUUAUUAGAAUUAUAAUUAAUUCAGCAUUUUAAACAUUUUUAACACCUAUUUCUCUUAGGGAACUGUCAAGAAACCAAGUGUCAUAUUUCAAAUGCUAUUAAAAGCUUUCCCUUGUAGCUAAAUUUCAUUCACGUUUUCUGUUUUAACAAUUUUCAACUCAUCCUGUUGUUUAACACAGCUUAAACCAAAUGAAAAACCCUUAUCAGUAAAUUUUACAUAAGUUUCUAGGUACUUUUAUUCGUCCUAAUUUUCACAGUCAAUCAAGACACUUUGGGCAUUUUUAUUUGCAGCAGAUAUUCACAUUUUGGUUUUCCAAGUCAUGGGGCGUUUUCUCAAACCUGGGCUCUGGCUCCAUACACUGUCUGAUGUUCGAACCACCAUCGCGCGCAAAAUAAACGCUGCUCCAAAAAAGUAAAGGCCCAAAGGCCAAGCUGCGUUUCCACUAUGCAUGCAGCGUGCGUAGCCCAAGCCGGAGACGAACCCAAGCCAGGGUUUCGAGAAGACCCCGUGUUGAUUUGUUGUUCUAUGUAGCUUGUAAUUUUAGUUUGGGUGGGGUGGUAACAGCUUUACGGACACAUUGGAACUUGAUGGUACAUUGGAUAAGCUUUCCUAACUCCAUCCUGGGUCUCUCGGUUAAAGGCAGUGGACACUGUUGGUAAUUACUCAAAAUAAUUAUUAGCAUAAAACCUGACUUGGUAACGAGUAAU
Asterias rubens (European starfish) is the source of this 5479-nucleotide messenger RNA. Its product is annotated as formin-like protein 20. Gene Ontology annotation, molecular function: RNA polymerase II complex binding. Gene Ontology annotation, cellular component: RNA polymerase II, holoenzyme. Gene Ontology annotation, biological process: mRNA 3'-end processing. The coding region runs from base 222 to 4367 and encodes 1381 amino acids. Lineage: Eukaryota; Metazoa; Echinodermata; Asteroidea; Forcipulatida; Asteriidae. The transcript is spliced from 10 exons. The record is from RefSeq and is a predicted model, not a curated record.